This is a messenger RNA of Cynara cardunculus var. scolymus (artichoke), 2470 nucleotides long. RefSeq lists its product as uncharacterized. Lineage: Eukaryota; Viridiplantae; Streptophyta; Magnoliopsida; Asterales; Asteraceae. Bases 340 to 1953 code for a protein of 537 amino acids. The record is from RefSeq and is a predicted model, not a curated record. The transcript has 4 exons.
CUCUUGUUAAUCCUUGAAAAGUUAGAUUUGUAGAACAAAUUAAAAACUGUGAAGUUUGUGAUACAUAACUUCAUCUACAUGAUCUGCUUUGAAUUCAAGUAAAAAGGGAAAAAAGCGAGUUUUUCCAUGAGUCAUGACAUAUGACUUGUUUCAAAUGAUAUCUAAAACCUCAAUUUUCUAUUCCCUUCCUGCAAGUAAUUGAAGUUUUUUAUUCAUCAUUCCAUAUAACCUUGCAAUGCUUCCUUUCUCAAUUCGUAUGAAGUUGUCAAUGGAUAAGGGGUCAUACUUCUGCAUUGCUAAUUCAAAGUAUUUAUCUUUUACAUAUGAAUUACAUUGCUUAUGAUUCUUUCAUCUGUUAUAGGUGGCUUUCAUAGAAAAAUUUGGCAUACAAGUGACACAAUGGUUCAUUUGUUUAUUUCUGAACCAAACUGGAGUUUGGAUGGAGGUGAUGAUUCUGUUAAACGAAGAAUAUCUCUCUUGAAUAACUUAGAGUCCAUAGUCCGCUUAUUGAUUGCAUCUCAAAGUAGAUCAGAGGUACGACUUUGGCUUUGCAAAGAUCUUUCAAGGAUAAGUUCUCUAUCCCGCCGGCAAAAACAUGAGCUCUUUGUGACCUUACUGCGAACCAGCUCACAGAAGAGGGACCUAGCAGCUCAAGUUGUGCAGAUGAUUUUUGAGAAACAUCCAAAAAAAGCAGGGUCUGUCAUAGCUAAGAAAAGCGAUAUGCUAGAGGAUUUCUUUAGAGGAAACCCAAGACGUAUUUUACUUUGGUUCUCAAAUUUUGCUGGCACUGGCGAUAUGGAGCAUAGAAAGGGGGCCAAAGCAUUAUCCCAAUUUGCUUUUGUGAAUCGUGACAUUUGUUGGGAGGAGCUCGAGUGGAAAGGCAAACACGGACAGUCCCCUGCCAUGGUUGCAACAAAACCUCAUUACUUUCUCGAUCUCGAUGUUGAACAAACAGUUGAGAAUUUUCUUGAAAAUGUGCCUGAAUUUUGGUCAUCUCAUGAGUUUGCUGACACAUUAAAGGAUGGUGACAUUUUGUUUAUGGAUAUGAAAUUCUUCGUAAAUCUGUUUGUUAGCUUAAUGUACAAAGAUGAUAUGGAGGAGGUAUGGAGAGUCAUUAACGAGUUUCUAAUGGAAGAACCUUUCUCAUCAUUAUGUUCCCACCUUCUAAUUGUUCUUGACGAGAGGGAACUGUCUGCUUCUUUGGAUUUGCUUCAAGAAUUUCUUGACCCAAAGACCAAACCUACAGAUUCCGGUGAUACAUGUAUGGAGGUCAUACUUCCGAGAUACAGUGGUUCAGAUUCAUUUGAUGAGCUACUUUUGUUGAAUGCUGUUAUAAAUCGAGGGCGUCAACUAUUGCAGCUUUUACGAGAAGACGAGCACAGAGAGGAAGGAACUCAAAUCAAGGAUGUUGUGCAACAGCUUUGCACCUUGUCAACAAAUUCCGAUGAUUUGGGCCCGCUGAUCAAAGAAUGCUCCAAGACAAAAAGCAUAAAUUCGAUAAAAUUGUUAGGGUUGCAAUCUUGGGCUCUUCAUUUUUUCUUGUCGGAUGGGAACUGGCCUCCUGAAGCCUGGGAAUCUUUGUUUAACAGCAAUGACAUAAGUUUUCGCCACUUGGGCAAGCAUGAAUUGUUACACCAUAACGGGUUAGCGGAUGAUGGUGACUCCGAUUCAGAUGGAAGGCGUUCCCCAAGGUCGAAGCGCAAGAAGAAAGGAAAGCAUAGAAAGAAAAGAAGAAGAAACCUCAAUCUUGAUGAUCGCCACAACAAUGAUCUUCUGGAUUUAGAUUUCUCAUAUGACAGGAUGGACUUCCAAUCCAAGGCUAGUUAUUGGUUACUCUCCACAGAUGGAUACUCUACCUCAUGGAGCAGUGCUGAUUUACCAGAAUACUUGUCAAAGCAUUGUUUUUCUCUUUGGUUGAAGUGGGGCUUUUCUGGAUGGGGAGAUUCGGCUUGAUGAUUUUGAGAUGGAUUCAUUCAACAUUUUGCUCCUCAAGUAUGUGAAAGCAAAUAAAUUCUCUUCAGAUAAUUCUUAAGGUUUUGUGGAUCUUGAACCUUGCUACAAAUUUAGAUGGAGUUAUUCUGCUCCUUCCAUGGGAUAACAUACAUUCAUCAUGAUGCUAUCAGCAUGUACAUGCAUACGGAAAUGGUAUCGUGUUGCACAGAUUGAAUGCUCCACCCAAUGGGGAGGGGAAGCUGGUGCAAAAACUGCUUAUACCCUACAUGGGUGCCGGGAGGGUGACCGCUACCCAUAAAACAAAGGUAUGCCAUGCUUCAUCGAGAGCACAUCAUGGUUUAUACUGCUCAUGAAUACAAUGCUGAAAGAUAUACAUAUAGGUAGAUGUAUGCUUGUUUCUAGACUCCAAUUCUUAAGACAGACCAACCAAUUUCUAUUGCAAUUCCUGCAGUUAGGUUUGUUGUAAAAACAUCAUUUCGGGCUUAUUCAAUCAGGCAAUCUUUUAUUGUGCAAAAAA